GGCCGGGUGGGGAGGCUGACCGCGGCACUCCCGCGGAGGAUGGAUGGCCGAGAUUUCGGUCCCCAGCGGUCCGUCCACGGCCCCCCGCCGCCGCUGCUGUCCGGCCUGGCCAUGGACAGCCACCGCGUGGGCGCGGCCACCGCCGGACGCUUGCCCUCCUCGGGCUUGCCAGGUCCCCCGCCGCCCGGGAAAUACAUGGCUGGUCUCAACCUACACCCGCACCCGGGCUUCUCGCACCUGCCCAGUGGGCUGUACCCAUCCUACCUCCACCUAAACCACCUGGAGUCCCCCAGCAGCGGGAACCCCCUCCUCAGCCAGCUGGGUCAGCCCAGCAUCUUCGAUACCCAGAAAGAUGGCUUCUACCUGCCCGCACCGGGGACCCUGCAUGCCCACACGCCCUCAUCCAGAACAACCAGUGGCCACUCCUCAGGCGGUCCAGCCAAAAGCUCGUCCCGGGAAGGUACAGGGAAGGAUCGCUCAGGCCGUGGUGGAGACCCUCCUCCGUUGUUUGGCAAGAAAGACCCUCGGGCACGCGAGGAGGUGUCCGGGCCCCGAGGUGUGGUGGACUUGACCCAGGAGGCCCGAUCGGAGGGCCGCCAGGACCGGGGAUCCUCACGCCUGGCUGAGCGCCUAUCUCCGUUUUUGGCAGAGGCCAAAGCCAAGGGUGUACUGCAGCCGUCGGCCUUGAGCUUGUGCAAUGGUGUGGUGGAUGCGGGACUGGUGGCCGAGCUGGGCCGAGGAGGUGCCAAGGAGGUAACCAGGCAGGAGGAGAAUGCUCGGCUGCUGCGGCGAGCUGAGGCCCUGCUGCCCGCCGCAAGGCCCUGUGGGUCCCCACUACCACCGCCACCACCGCUGCCCCCCAAGGGUCCCCCUGCACCCCCUUCCUCGACACCAGCCGGUGUCUACACCGUGUUCCGUGAACCAGGCCGUGAGCACCGCGUGGUGGCACCCACCUUUGUGCCUUCUGUGGAGGCCUUUGAUGAGCGUGUGGGACCCAUCCAGAUAGCAUCCCAGGCUCGUGAUGUCCGGGCCAGGGAGCGUGAGCCAGGCCGCCCUGGGGUCCUGCAAGGUCCACCUGGAUCUCCACGACUGGAGCGACCAGAGGUUCUGCGGGAGAAAAGUUCGGUCAUCCGCUCCCUCAAGCGUCCGCCUCCAUCGGAUGGACCUCCAGCAGCCCGCUCCUCCCGCUCCUCCCCGGAUGCCCGAGCCUACCUGCCCCCUAAGGAACUACUCAAGCCCGAGGCUGAUCCGAGGCCUUGCGAGCGCGCACCCCGAGGCCCGAGCACUUCUGCCGCCCAGCAGGCUGCUAAGCUCUUCGCCCUGGAACCCUCCCGACCACCGGGGCCGGAACACAAGUGGAAACCCUUUGAGCUGGGCAACUUCGCCACCACUCAGAUGGCUGUCCUGGCAGCCCAGCACCACCAUGCCAGCAGAGCCGAAGAGGAAGCAGCUGUUGCCACAGCAUCCAAAAAGGCCUACCUGGACCCCGGGGGCGCAAUGCCCCGUGCCUCGGCCACCUGCGGCAGGCCCGGUGCUGACCUCCACUCCGCAGCUCACGGACCCGGAGAGGCCUCCGCUAUGCAGAGCCUCAUCAAAUACAGUGGUAGCUUUGCUCGGGAGGCGGUGGCAGUGCGCCCCGGUGGCUGCGGGAAGAAGAGCCCCUUUGGAGGCCUGGGCACCAUGAAACCUGAACCUACACCCACGUCUUCGGCUCCCCCUAGAGCCCAGGCCCGACUCACACACCCCGGGGUCCCUACAGCUGGAGGGGGCCGGCAGCUGAAACGGGACCCGGAGAGACCUGAGAGUGCCAAGGCCUUUGGGCGAGAGGGCUCUGGUGCCCAGGGGGAAGCCGAAGUAAGACACCCGCCCGUUGGCAUUGCCGUGGCUGUGGCCCGGCAGAAGGACAGCGGGAGCAGUAGCCGGCUGGGGCCUGGGCUGGUAGACCAGGAACGCUCUUUGUCACUGAACAAUGUCAAAGGGCAUAGCCGGACUGAAGAUGACUGUGAUCGAGCCAGGCACCGGGAGGAUCGGCUGCUAGGGACACGGCUGGACCGGGACCAGGAGAAGUUGCUCCGAGAGAGUAAGGAGCUGGCUGAUUUGGCCCGUCUACACCCCACCAACUGUGCUCCCAAUGGUCUGAACCCCAACCUCAUGGUGACUGGCGGCCCGACGCUGGCAGGCUCAGGACGCUGGUCUGCUGAUCCCGCAGCGCACUUGGGCACGCACCCCUGGCUGCCUCGCUCCGGUAGCACUUCCAUGUGGCUUGCUGGACACCCCUACGGCCUGGGACCCCCUUCUUUGCACCAGGGCAUGGCCCCCGCAUUCCCACCUGGCUUAGGGGGCUCCUUGCCAUCAGCUUACCAGUUCGUCAGGGACCCCCAGUCUGGCCAGCUGGUGGUUAUUCCUAGUGAUCACCUGCCUCAUUUUGCCGAGCUGAUGGAGCGCGCAGCAGUGCCUCCCCUCUGGCCGGCCCUUUACCCGCCGGGCCGUAGCCCCCUGCACCACGCCCAGCAGCUGCAGCUCUUCUCUCAGCAGCACUUUUUGAGGCAGCAAGAGCUGCUCUACCUGCAACAGCAGGCGGCCCAGGCCCUGGAGCUGCAGCGGAGCGCACAGCUGGUGCAGGAGCGAUUGAAAGCACAAGAGCAUCGGACCGAGAUGGAGGAGAAGAUGAGUAAGAGGGGCCUGGAGACCACGGGCAAGGCCGGCCUGAGCGCUACAGGCCCCGGGCUUCUGCCUCGCAAGUCCUCCGGCCUGGCCGCCGGCCCGACAGGCACCCACAGCAAGGCCAUGAGCCCACCCCCGUCUCCCAGAGCCUCCCCAGUGACCUCUCUGAAGGCCAAGGUCAUCCAGAAGGUGGAGGAUGUGUCUAAGCCUCCAGCCUAUACCUACCCCGCCACACCUAGCUCGCACCCCAGCAGCCCACCGCCUGCCUCCCCACCUCCUACCUCUGGGCUCACCCGCAAGGAAGAGGCUCCCGAGAACGUGGUGGAGAAGAAAGACCUGGAGUUGGAGAAGGAGGCGCCCAGCCCGUUCCAGGCCCUAUUCACAGAUAUCCCUCCCAGGUAUCCAUUCCAAGCCCUGCCACCACACUAUGGGCGACCCUACCCCUUCCUGUUGCAACCCACCGCAGCCGCUGAUGCUGAUGGCCUUGCCCCAGAUGUGCCACUCCCAGCUGAUGGGCCCGAAUGCCUGGCACUGUCUCCUGAAGACAAGCCCAUCUGCCUGCCACCCUCUAAGAUCCCAGAGCCACCUCGGGACAGCCCAGAGGAGGAGCCGCUGGCCGACCGGGAGGUAAAGGCUGAAGUUGAGGAAAUCGAAGAGGGCCCCACAGAGCUGCCUCCCCUCCAGUCACCCUUGACCCUGCCCGUCCCAGAGACCAUGGUGGCUGUGAGCCCUGCUGGUGGCUGCGGAGGUAGUCCUCUAGAGGCCCAGGCGUUGAGCACAGCAGGUCCGGGCUGCCGGGAGCCCUCUGAAGUGUCAGACUUUGCACAGGUUGCUGAACCACAGAUAGAACUACCGAGUAGGACAGAGCCCCGCAUGGCUGCCCUGGAGCUGGGGACACAGCUGACACCUGAGCCACUGGUGGAGACUAAGGAAGAACCAGUGGAAGUGCCCCUGGAUGUGCCAAUGGAGGAACCCACGGCAGAGGCAGGGCCUGAGGACAGUCUGCCCCAGCCAUCCUUGACUGAGCCUCAGCCCAGCCUUGAACUCUCAGACUGUGAUUUGCCUGUCCCAGAGGGCCAGUGUCUUAACCUGGAGGCCCAGGAGGCCACUCCUGCUCCUGCCAAUACCUGUUAUCUAGAAGAGACCCACUCUGAAUCACUCCUUCCUGGCCUGGAUGACCCACUGGCUGGCAUGAAUGCACUGGCAGCUGCAGCGGAGCUGCCCCAGGCCAGGCCUCUGCCCUCCCUGGGUACUGGAGCCCCAGCGGGGGAGAAGCUGGAUACAGCCCCCAGCCUAGUCCUGGAGCACAGCUUCCUGCAGGGCAUCACCCUCCUCAGUGAGAUAGCCGAGCUGGAGCUGGACCGGAGGGGCCAGGAGGUUGCAGAUCCAGAGCCAAACCUAGUUGUGAGACCCUCCCUGGAAAGCCUGCUGGUGGCCAGCAGCCACAUGCUGAAGGAGGUGCUGGAGAGCCCCUUCUCGGACCCACUCAAGAACCUGCAGCUUCCUCGGGAGCUGAGCUCCAACAAGAAGUAUAGCUGGAUGCAGAAGAAAGAGGAUCGGAUGUUUGCUAUGAAGUCUUCCUUGGAGGACAUGGACGCGCUGGAGCUGGACUUCCGGAUGCGACUGGCAGAGGUCCAACGGCGGUACAAAGAAAAACAGCGGGAGCUGGUCAAGCUCCAGAGACGCCGCGACUCGGGGGACAGGCACGAGGAUGCCCAUAGAAGCCUGGCACGCAGAGGCCCUGGCAGGCCGAGGAAACGGACCCACACCCCGAGCGCCCUGUCGCCCCCCUGCAAGAGAGGGAAGAGCCACAGCGGUAGCGGAAAGCUAAGCAGCAAGUCUUUGCUGACAUCAGAGGACUAUGAUCUGGGAGCGGGGAUAAGGAAGAGACACAAGGGGUCUGAGGAGGAGCAAGAGGCCCUCAUCGGCAUGGGGAAAGCCCGGGGCAGGAACCAGAGCUGGGACGACCACGAAUCUUCGUCUGAUUUUAUCAGUCAGCUAAAGAUUAAGAAGAAAAAGAUGGCGAGCGACCAGGAGCAGUUGGCAAGCAAGCUAGACAGAGCCCUCUCCCUCACAAAACAAGACAAGCUGAAGUCACCCUUCAAGUUUUCCGACAGCCCUGGGGGGAAACCGAAAACCGGUGGGGGCUGUGGCAGGUUCUUGACACAGUAUGACAGCCUGCUGGGCAAGGACAGGAAAGCGCUGGCCAAAGGACUCGGCUUGUCUCUGAAAACCUCCAGAGAAGGUAAACACAAAAGAGCUUCCAAAGCCAGGAAGAUGGAGGGGGGCUUCACGGCCAGAGGCCAGCUCAAGUCUGUCCAUUCUCCAUUUGCCUCGGAAGUAAGCAGUCAGUCCUACAAUACGGACUCAGAUGAAGACGAAGACUUCCUGAAGAAUGAGUGGUCUGCCCAGGGCCCCUCCAGCUGCAAACUGACCUCGUCCCUCCUGUGUGGCAUAAUGCCCAAGAACAGCAAGCCAGCCACAGGCCCUAAGCUGACCAAGAGGGGCCUGGCAGGCCCCCGGACUUUGAAACCCAAGGUGGCCAGCAGCAGGAAGCAGUCGUUUUGUUUGCUGCUCCGAGAGGCCGAGGCCCGUUCCUCCUUCAGCGACUCUUCAGAGGACGACUCCUUUGAUCAAGAUGACAGCUCAGAAGAGGAGGAGGAAGACGAGGACGAGGAAGGCGUUGGUAGCUAUAGGCUGGGUGCCGGGGAACAGGCCCUGUCGCCAAGCCUGGAGGAGAGUGGGCUGGGCCUGCUGGCUCGCUUUGCAGCCAGCGCUCUCCCCAGCCCUGUCGUUGGGCCACCCCUGUCUGUGGUGCAGCUGGAAGCUGAGCAGAAGGCCCGGAAGAAGGAAGAACGGCAGAGCUUGAUGGGCACAGAGUUCGAGUAUACAGACUCAGAGAGUGAAGUGAAGGUUCCCAAGCAGUCACCUGCUGGGCUGCUGCGGCCCAAGAAAGGGGUCGGGGAGCCAGGCCAGUCUCUGGCUGCACCCGUACCUGGCACCCGGGCCUCUGGUCCCACCAGCCCAGACAAGGCCAAGCUGGCCUCAGAGAAAGGACGAAAAGCCCGGAAGAUACGUGGCCCCAAGGAACCUGGCUUUGAGGCGGGGCCAGAGGCCAGUGACGACGACCUGUGGACACGACGCAGAAGUGAACGCAUCUUCUUACACGAUGCGUCCGCUGCAGUCCAGGCACCCAGCAACACGGUGCCAGCAACCAAGCCUAGCCGCUGUGGCAGGGGUGGUGCCCCGAGUCCACGGAAGGACACCGGCCGAGCCAAGGACAGGAAGGACCCCAGGAAGGUAAGGGCUCAGCUCAGGCCCCCUGGUCUUCAUCCUUCCUUAGGGUAUGGCUUUGAUGUUAGCAGUGUGUCCAUAGAAGGUCCUACCAUGUCUGCUAACCGAGGAAAGGGGGGGGCCGUGAGUAAACUGAUGGAGUGCAUGGCGGCAGAGGAGGACUUCGAACCCAACCAGGAUUCAAGCUUCUCUGAGGAUGAGCACUUACCCCGUGGUGGGGCCACAGAGAGACCUUUGACCCCAGCCCCCCGCUCCUGCAUCAUUGACAAGGAGGAGCUGAAGGACGGCCUGCGGGUACUCAUCCCUAUGGACGACAAGCUGCUGUAUGCGGGACACGUGCAGACCGUGCAUUCACCCGACAUAUACCGUGUGGUGGUGGAAGGUGAGCGUGGGAACCGUCCCCACAUCUACUGCCUGGAACAGCUACUGCAGGAGGCGAUUAUAGACGUGAAGCCGGCCUCUACACGCUUCUUGCCCCAGGGGACCAGGAUCGCUGCCUACUGGAGCCAACAGUACCGCUGCCUGUAUCCAGGCACGGUGGUCCGAGGGCUGCUGGACCUUGAAGAUGAUGGAGACUUGAUCACCGUGGAGUUUGAUGACGGAGACACCGGCAGGAUCCCUCUCUCACACAUCCGCCUCUUGCCGCCUGACUAUAAAAUACAAUGUGCUGAGCCAUCCCCAGCACUCCUAGUGCCCAGUGCAAAACGCCGUAGCAGGAAGACCAGCAAAGACACGGGGGAAGUCAAAGAAGGGGCUGCCACGGGGCCUCAGGAGGCUACAGGGGGCAAGGCUCGAGGGAGAGGACGGAAACCUAGCAUCAAGGCUAAGGCUGACAGAGCUGUUGUCCUAGAGGAAGGGGCUGCCACCAGUGAGGUUCCCAGUACUCCCUUAGCCCUGGAACCCAUCAGCACUCCAAAUUCUAAGAAGAGUACACCAGAACCAGUGGACAAGCGGGCCAGAGCCCCCAAAGCACGCUCAGUCUCUGCACAGCCCAGCCCCGUACCACCCACCUUCUCUAGCUGCCCAGCUCCGGAAUCCUUUGGGGAGCUUCCAACCCCUGCUACAACCCCACUCGUCACCAUGCCUGUCACCAUGCCUGCCACUCGCCCCAAACCCAAGAAGGCUCGGGCUGCCGAGGGGUCAGGUGCCAAAGGUCCCCGGAGGCCAGGAGAAGAUGAUGAACUGCUUGUCAAACUGGACCACGAGGGGGUCAUGUCUCCCAAAAGCAAGAAGGCCAAAGAGGCCCUCCUCCUGCGGGAAGAUCCAGGGCCCGGGGGUUGGCCAGAGUCCACAGGGUUGCUUAGCCUGGCCAGCUACUCACCAGCUGUUGGCAGCAGUGAGCCCAAGGCCACCUGGCCCAAGGGUCUAGAUGGAGACCUUACUCAGGAGCCCGGGCCGGGGCUUCCUUUAGAAGAUCCUGGCAACUCCAAAAGCCCAGACAAGGCCCAGGCUGAACAGGAUGGGGCAGAGGAGUCAGAGACCACUUCCAGAAGCAGCAGCAGCAGCAGCAGCAGCAGCAGCAGUAGUAGCAGCAGCAGCAGUAGCAGCAGCAGCAGCAGCAGUGGUUCAGAGACAGAAGGCGAGGAGGAUGCUGAGAAGAACAGGGAGGACAGCCGUGGUGCAGGGGGCCGGACCUGCAGUGCUGCCAGCUCCAGGGCCUCUUCUCCUGCCUCCUCUUCCUCCUCUUCCUCCUCCUCCUCUUCCUCCUCCUCUUCUUCCUCUUCCUCCUCCUCUUCUUCAUCUUCUUCCUCUUCCUCAUCUUCCUCUUCCUCUUCCUCUUCUUCUUCCUCCUCUUCCUCUUCCACGACAGACGAGGACUCUUCUUGCAGCUCUGAUGAUGAAGCAGCCCCUGCACCCGCCGCUGGUCCCUCCACACAGCCAGCGCUCCCCGCUAAGGUAUCCAAGCCACCUAGCAAGGCACGCUCCUCCUCGGCUCACUCCCCAGGCAAGAAGGCACCCCCUGCCACCCAGCCACCGCCCCAGCCCCCACCCCAGCCCCAGCAGACUCUUCAGCCCAAGACCCAGGCUGGGGCUGGGCCCAAGAGCCGACCCAAGAAGAGAGAAGGCGUACACCUGCCUACCACCAAGGAGCUGGCCAAGCGGCAGCGGCUGCCAUCUGUGGAGAACAGACCCAAGAUCGCUGCCUUCCUACCUGCCCGGCAGCUGUGGAAGUGGUUUGGCAAGCCCACCCAGCGACGAGGCAUGAAAGGCAAGGCCCGCAAGCUGUUCUACAAGGCCAUUGUCCGAGGCAAGGAGAUGAUCCGAAUCGGUGACUGCGCAGUGUUCCUGUCAGCUGGCCGCCCCAACCUGCCCUAUAUUGGCCGGAUCCAGAGCAUGUGGGAAUCAUGGGGCAACAACAUGGUAGUUCGUGUCAAGUGGUUCUACCAUCCAGAGGAGACCAGCCCGGGCAAGCAGUUCCAUGAGGGCCAGCACUGGGACCAGAAGUCGGGGCAUAGCCUCCCUGCAGCCCUGCGGGCCUCCAGCCAGAGGAAGGACUUCAUGGAGCGUGCCCUGUACCAGUCCUCCCAUGUGGAUGAGAACGACGUUCAGACAGUGUCCCACAAGUGCCUGGUGGUGGGCCUGGAACAGUAUGAACAGAUGCUAAAGACCAAGAAAUACCAGGACAGCGAGGGCCUCUACUACCUCGCGGGCACUUAUGAGCCCACCACUGGCAUGAUCUUCUCCACAGACGGCGUGCCUGUGCUCUGCUGAGUGCCGCCCACCCAGCGGGGCCCACAGAGACCCCUCUCCCCACCACUGCCAUGGCGCGGGACCACGUGUGUUGUGUGCAUGCCAGUGUGCUAGUGGGCGUGUGCAUGUGGCCAGGUGGACGCCCCAGGCAAGUGCGAGUGUGUACAUGUGUGUGCCCGUAUGCAUGCACGUGUGUGCACACAUGUGCACACAUUUCCAGACCCUUUCUGGUCAUCCCCUGGUGCCCUCAUGCUGAGAAUCCCCUCCCCCCACCUCAGCUAUCAGGGUCCGGCUCUGCUAUCCCCUCAGGGUCACCUCAGUGAGGGUUUCCCUCCAGCACUUUGUAUGCGCUUCAUGAGGCUGCCCUCUGAGCUCUGGGCCUGUGUAGACUCUUUGAUUCUGUGGACGGAGGAAGGGAAAAUUCCAAGGACCUAACCUGAUGUUUGGUAUAGAGUUCAGCCACACCCAGCACGGAGCCCAUCCAAGACCUCCUACCAUGGGCCGGGGGUCCGGGAGGCCCAACGCCAGCCAGCUUCACCAAUCACAUCCGGGCAUCUGGGCAUCCGAAUGCCCGGCCUCCACCCUCUCAGGACAGCCUGGACUUGGGGAACAAGGCAGGGGAAGGCAGCCCAGAAGCAUCAUCAUACCCCGUGGGCCCCCCCAGCCCAGACCCUUACACUACAGAAAUCCCCAAUGGUGCUGAAAUCCGCGCCCAUGCCCGGCACGGCCCGCCCGGCCCCUCCACCAGGAGGAUCCGAAAGGUUACCUGUACAGUUUACUGUAGCCUGCCCCUGUAUCAUACACCUUUAAAUGGAGUCAACUUUUUAAUUAUAUAUAUAAAGAUAAAUAUAUAUAAAUAUAUAUAUAUAAACUUUUUAAAACUGUGAAAAAUAGCUAUGAAAUUAUAAAAAAAAAACACAUUCUGACGUGCAGAAUAUUAUUUUUUAUUUCCUGUUAGAUCGUGAAUGUCUAGCACCGGCUUUAUGCCUCCCCCCCUCCCCUGUGCCCUCACCCCUGCCCAUGUGUACUGUAUCUGCCCCCAAAUGGAUGAGAGAUGGAGAUAGACGGAGGGGACCCGAGCCCAGCCCCCAGCUCAGCCCGAAGCACUUAACCAGUCCCCCUGUGCCUGCCAGACCCCAGUGGGGUCCCCGGAGGCUUUGAGCAGACAAUCUUGAAGGAAGGAAAAGCCAGAUUUCGGUUUUGUUUUUUCUUUUCUUUUUGGGGUGGGGGGUAAUUACUGUUUCCUGAU
This is a messenger RNA of Grammomys surdaster, 9898 nucleotides long. RefSeq names its product trinucleotide repeat containing 18 (gene Tnrc18). The transcript is spliced from 27 exons. Lineage: Eukaryota; Metazoa; Chordata; Mammalia; Rodentia; Muridae. The record is from RefSeq and is a predicted model, not a curated record. The coding region runs from base 40 to 8670 and encodes 2876 amino acids. Gene Ontology annotation, molecular function: chromatin binding.